This is a messenger RNA of Fraxinus pennsylvanica, 381 nucleotides long. NCBI's taxonomy places the organism in Eukaryota, Viridiplantae, Streptophyta, Magnoliopsida, Lamiales, Oleaceae. The record is from the annotation of a GenBank genome assembly.
AUGAUGCUCCUGAGGGAGGACAUUGAUGUUCAUAUAUCAUACAUUAUUGUAGGUGAGUCAUACGUGGUGGUGGCAGAACUCGCAGGCGUCAAAAUCCAGUAUCUCAAGCGCAUGAUGCUCCUGAGGGAGGACAUGUUGGAGGGGCCAGUAGGGCCGUAUAAUCAUUUCACCAGUCUCAGGGAGGCUUUCUAUGAAACGUACUAUCAUCCAUUUUAUCAUGAUGUAAAACAAAAUGAGUUUUUAAGAUUGGUUCAGAGGUCUAUGUCGGUUACUGAAUACCAUGUAAAGUUUGUAGAACUGUCCAAGUAUACCAUUGCUUUGGUUGAUGAUGAGAGAGAUAGGUGUAGACAGUUCGAACAAGGAUUGAGAGCAGAAAUCUGA